GGUUUGUUUCUCUCUCUUUCUCUCACUAUAUAUAUAUACCCAUAAUAGUAAUAUGCAUGUAUAAAAUCUUGGUGUCAAAAAUUUUGAAUCUUUGAUGCGUCGGGUCCCUUUGGUUCCAAAAAAGAAGAAGAAGAAGAAGGGUGCUACCUUUGGAAAUAAAUUGAGCUAUAUUUGAGAGAAAAAUGAAGAUUUGUAUGAGGAGAGGGUCAUGCGUAUGGCCAGGCGCGAGACAACUUUGCUUGAGGAAAAACUUGUUGUACGGAUUCAUGCGGUUCUUGUCUAUCCCACUCAAAACCUUACGUGGAGUUAGUCGAUCAAUUGGAAUUUCUAGCUUCUGUAGAGUUCCCAAAAUGUCUUCCACACUACAAAUCGAAGUGAUUCCAUGUCUUAGCGACAAUUAUGCAUAUUUGCUACAUGACGUGGAUACUGGCACAGUUGGAGUCGUUGAUCCUUCUGAAGCUGUACCUGUUAUGGAUGCCUUGUCUAGAAAAAAUGGGAAUCUGACUUACAUUCUUAAUACCCAUCACCAUUAUGAUCAUACUGGGGGGAACAGGGAGCUAAAAGAAAUGUAUGGCGCAAAGGUAAUUGGAUCAGGAAUUGACAAGGACAGAAUUCCUGGCAUUGAUAUAGUUUUGAAAGAUGGGGACAAGUGGAUGUUUGCUGGCCAUGAAGUGAUUAUAAUCGAAACUCCUGGUCAUACUCGAGGGCAUAUUAGCUUUUAUUUUCCUGGAUCACGAGUGAUUUUUACGGGGGACACUUUGUUUAGUUUAUCAUGCGGCAAGCUUUUUGAAGGAACCCCUGAAGAGAUGCUGGCUUCCCUUAAAAAGAUAACGUCUCUGCCUGAUAACACAAGCAUAUACUGUGGUCAUGAAUAUACGCUGAGUAAUUCAAAGUUUGCGUUGUCCAUUGAACCCCGAAACGAAGAACUCAAGUCCUAUGCUGCCCACGUAGCCCAUCUCCGUAAGAAGGGCUUGCCAACGAUCCCAACGACGCUGAAGAGAGAGAAGUCAUGUAAUCCGUUCCUUCGCACUUCAAGUGCGGAAAUCCGCCAGUCGCUAAAUAUACCAGCCACUGCUGAUGAUGCAGAAGCUUUGGGCAUCAUCCGCCAGGCGAAGGAUAGCUUUUAGAAUUCAUCGCUAUGUUCGUCCAUAAAGAUUAGCCCAUCCGUUUGUGAAAUAAAACACCUUCAGUGUUUAUGUUUUCAAUUCUUGUUAGAGAUUUUAAUGUUAUAUUUCAAUUUUUUCCCCUCCUUAGUUCAAUAUAUGUAUAUCCGACACAAAACUGAAGUACAAAAUUUCUUGAAAUCGUUCACUGGUAUCUGAGAGGAAAAGGGUUUUAACA
Molecule: messenger RNA, 1341 nt
Organism: Rhododendron vialii
Lineage: Eukaryota; Viridiplantae; Streptophyta; Magnoliopsida; Ericales; Ericaceae
Product: probable hydroxyacylglutathione hydrolase 2, chloroplastic
Exons: 8
Coding region: 183-1127 (314 amino acids)
Molecular function (GO): hydroxyacylglutathione hydrolase activity
Source: RefSeq, a predicted model, not a curated record